UCCCGUUGUGUGUGCGUGUGUGUGCUUUUUUUCUUAAAAAAAAAAAGGACCGAAGAUGGCGACCAGUUCAGAGCGUAGUCCUCCUCCUUUCCCCGAUUCAGAGGACCAAGAUAUGCUGGAGUCUGAAGAAGUCGGAGGCCGAGACAGUGAUGAAGACGACGGGGAGGACCUUUUUAUAAGUGCAAGCAAUACUCCUCUUACCAAAAAGGACACUACAGAAACACCUGCCAGUCGAUCCAGUGACAUCAUGAGUGGUCUUUUAGUUGAGCCUCUCAGCAGCCAAACGGAAAUCAAAGCAGCGGAUGAGUUUGUGGGCGAGCCAUCUGAAGAUUUUGAAGAUCUGACGAACAACGUAACUGUCACCGCUGAAAGUGCCGUAGCGACUGAAAUCCCUUUAGAUGAGCCCUUGGAUGAUUUUGUUGACAUUCUGCAAAGUGAAACUGAAGCUCAAAGAGAGGAAGAUGUUGCUGUAGAAGCAGAAAUUGAUAAAGCUGAAGUCACCAGCGAUGUUACUGAUCCACCUGCUAAUGAGAAAACAGGAAGUGAUGCUGAACAGAAAACGGCUUCCACUGCUCCGAUCAUUGACCUCAGCGCAGGCUUGUUAGCCGGUGACACACAACAGCCGCCCGUCAGUGAUAAAAUCGCCAACCCUCUGGUCGACCUCCUCAGUGAUGCUCCAUCCAUCGCCGCUGAUGCCAAAAAACCCAGCGGGGCGGUGCUCGACCUGUUUGAGGAUGACGGGAGUGAUAUUUUCAUGGGACCACAGCAAACUAAAUCUGCUAAGCAGCCUCAGAAAAGCCUCUUCGGUGAAGCUGACGAGGAUCUGUUCGGUGAGCCGCUGGGAGCCAUUGCAAAGAAAAGCACCAGUAAAGAGCCAAAGGAGAAAUCUGCCACAUCCAAAGCUGCUGCUGCUGUUUCUACAAGGGGGCCUCUGCAAGAUGGUAACCCCACAGAAACGGCGGACAUCUUCACCGAGGAAGCCGUCAACACUGUGCCAAGUUUCAGAAACACCAGCACUGUCAACUCCAAGACUAACGGAGUCCAAUCUGAAGAGGAGGCAGACAUAUUUGCUGAAGCCACUGUGGAGCUUUCCCUCGACAGUCCGCGAAACGACAGAAAGAAGGAGGCGGCGGCCAAACCGUCUGCUUCUGCCCCCGCCGCCCUCUCAGCAGCUGCCAGCCUGGCCAAGCCACAGUCUGCUGCCUUGGAAGAGUUGGAAGAAGAGGAAGAAGAGGAACUGGAUGAUACAUUUGACAUCUCUGUCUCAGUGAAAGACCCUGAAAAAAUAGGUGACGGUAUGAAUGCCUACAUGGCCUAUAAAGUAUCCACACAGACCACACUGUCCAUGUUUCGCAAUAAGACGUUUACAGUGAGGCGACGCUUCAGCGACUUCCUGGGCCUCUAUGAGAAGCUUUCUGAAAAACAUGGACCAAAUGGAUUAAUUGUGCCUCCGCCCCCAGAGAAAAGCAUCCUGGGGAUGACAAAGGUGAAGGUGGGAAAGGAAGAUUCCUCAUCUGCAGACUUUGUGGAGAGAAGAAGAGGUGCUUUGGAGAGAUAUCUCCAGAGGGUGGUGAAUCAUCCGUCGCUUCUCCAAGACCCUGAUGUCAGAGAGUUUCUAGAGAAAGAGGAGUUGCCCAGAGCAGUGAGCACCCAGGCUCUGAGCGGCGCCGGCUUCCUCAAAAUGAUCAACAAGGCGACGGAUGCUGUCAGUAAAAUGACCAUCAAGAUGAACGAGUCAGAUGUGUGGUUCGAGGAGAAGCUGCAGGAGGUGGAGUCUGCUGACCAGCAGUUCAGGAAGCUCCAUGCGCUGGUCGAAUCUCUGGUCGUUCACAGAAAAGAGUUGUCUCUGAACACAGCGAGCUUUGCCAAAAGCGCCGCCAUGCUGGGCAGCGCAGAGGACAACACAGCUCUGUCCCGCGCUCUCUCCCAGCUGGCAGAGGUGGAGGACAAGAUGGAGCAGUUACACCAGGACCAGGCUGCAAAUGACACCUUCAGCUUUGCAGAACUGAUAGCAGAUUACAUCCGCCUGCUGGGAGCCGUCAGGGGGUCUUUUGAUCACCGGAUGAAGGCGUGGCAGCGCUGGCAGGAUGCUCAGUCUAUGCUGCAGAAGAAGAGGGAGACCGAGGCCAAGCUGCUUUGGGCCAACAAGCCGGAUAAGCUGCAGCUGGCCAAGGAGGAGAUUGCUGAGUGGGAGACCAAAGUGACUCAGUAUGAGAGAGAAUUUGACAGGGUUUCUGCAACUGUGCGCAAGGAGGUCGUCCGUUUUGAGAAAGAAAAGACUAAGAAUUUCAAAAGACAGAUAAUCAAGUACUUGGAGUGUUUGCUUCAGUCUCAGCAACAGCUGAUAAAGUACUGGGAGGCUUUCUUACCAGAAGCAAAAGCAAUCGCCUAAUUCCUCGAGCACCAGCCCUCUGGAUGACAAAACAGGCUGCCUUCUUCUUAAACACUUUACCUCUUUUGCCUUUAAACCAAGGAAAAUGUGUGCAUUGAAAAGGGAGAUACAAUCAACCUCUUUUUUUUUUUUGUUGUUGUUUUUGUAAUCACCUUUAACAUAUAGCUCUGUAUUCUAUUGUAUCAAUAAUUGUAUAUUUUCAUUUAACUUUCACAGAUAUGUUCUUAUUAGAGUAAGAAGAGUUUGCAUAUACAAAGAUGUGGACAAAUUAAAAGAAGAAAAGUGUAGGUGAAUAAGUCCCUUAAUUUUCACAAGAGAGGGGAAAUGAGUCGAUACUCUCAGGAUUUUCUCCCUUGUGUGAUCAGGAGUUCCUCACAUCAGCGUCGGUUGGUUGUUUAUGACACAGCUGCUCUCAGUAGAUGUUUCCAGGGACCCAGAUGAGGAAGGUGACCAAGAGUCUCACUUUUUCUUAUCAUUAUUGAGUCAAAGGGAUUAAAAUAGCAGUUAAAAACAUUUUUGAGCACUUCUACAAGCUGGUUUCACUCUUUUUUUUUUUCCCAUUUUAUUCAGAAUUAAAGUAGUGUUGAGGGGGAUGGGUGUUCACCUUGAUAAGGGGCAUUAGAGGGAUUUCCAGGAGUCAAAGGUGGCAUUUUGGGGCAUGUAUGCAGAGUUAAUGUUUUUGAUGGGCUUUCAGUCGUCAUGCAAAGUUUUUGUCUGUGCCUUUAAGACGGUGUUUGGGAGAAACAGACAGGCUUGUGCAGCACAGAGGCUUUUGAUAUGAGUCCAUCAGCCACGCUGAGAUCAUGUACCAUGGUUGUUUUCACUUUUAAAGCUCUUUCUUGCCUAAAUCUGCUCUUCCUACAAUUAGGCGGCCUUGUAUGAAAAUCUACUUCACAGUUAAACAGGAAAUCAUGUCAGAACCUGUAUUUUCAUUUUUCAAAAUUGCAUUAUUCUGUAAUUAAUGCCGUGCAGUCUGUCAGUGAGCGCUUUCAGCUCUACUGUCUGCAGCAACUGAGGAAAAAUAUAGUAAAUGCUGACAUGUGUGGAUUAACCAAUUCAAGCGAGUACAAGUCUCAGCUUUAUGCUGUAGUUAUGAGUUGAAAGCAGCCCGAUUUAGUCUGUUCUGGAAGUGUGGUUUGCAGCGACAUGUAAGAAUAAUGGAGCUGCAGCUAACUUGCUUUAAAUGUGCAUUUGUCUCCCAAAGAGGUGAUCGGUCUAAAAGUCUGAAGAUAAUGUUUAAUAGUGACCCUUUUUUUUCACUUCUGGUAGUGAAAAGGUUUUGGCCCAUGUUGUUCAGUGUUUUUUGCAGUUCUGAGUCGUCUUUACAAGAAGCUACCGAUGCCAACGUGGGGUCUGUAAGAUGCUGCUGAAUGCAGAGACAGGACAGCUGCAUUUCACUGUUCUUUGGCACAUGGACCAGAUCGUAGACCAGAUGCAGAUAGAAAACCUGGAUUCAGAAACACAGUUCAUGAUUUUGGGGUUAAGUUUCAUAAUAAUAAUAAUAAUAAUUAAAGAAAAAUGUAGUCUUUAAAACAAACAUUUCAUGUUUUCAGAAGAGGAUUGAAGGUUUCUUCGCUGUCUAAGGGAUGAAUUAGUCCACAUUUGGUCAGUUUUUGUCUGUUUUUUAAUCUGGAUCUGGUCUAAGGUGAUAUAGUUGCAUAAAAAACACACACAAAAGCAGUGAAAUCAGCCUUUACUUUUUUCCCCAAAUGCCAGUCAGAAGCUACAAAUCUGUAGUCAGUUUCUUUCAUUUUUGCAUGUCAUUUUAUUUCAAAUGGUUUGCACCUGUGCACGCUGUAGUAGAAGCAGUUUCUGAAUUUAACCCUAAACAUAAAGGACAGGAAAUGUGACACACCUUGAAGAGUAAGAUCCCAGAUGUAAACAGCUGUUGGCUUCAGAUUCUUCCACAGUUGAGUUUAAGAAUGUUAGGAGGAAGAAAAUUCAUUUAACACAUUUGUUAGACCUCUAAGAGGAACAUCGAUCUUUGUUUACAUGAAGUAUCCACAUGGCUUCUUUCAUUUACGUUGAUAAGAGUACAAACCAGCAGAAGGUGAACCAGUGAAUGUUUGGGAUUUUUACUUGAACAACACAAAUGAUCAAAUAGAUGAUUGAUUUCUUUCUGUUUCAUCGUGAAGCAGGGCUACCAGUGAUAUCACAUAAAUAGGUAACAGUUUAAAAGCAUCAGAUCUGUGUCCAUGAUGCAGACUUGAGCUUUGAUGCCAUAUAAUAAACAAAAAGAGGAUGUUGUGAAACAAAGUUGUCCUUUUAAGCCUGUUUGAAACUGUAACAAACCCUGCGUCAUAGCUGCCAUCCCUCUAGUUACAGCUUUAAUGUCACAUUUGCACACAUGGAGGUUUUCGUCCUUGAGGCAUUCUUUAACUCGCAAACUUUUUUCCCUUCUUAAUGGAUGCAUACAUGUUUUUAACCGUUGUUUCAGCAUCACAUUGUUAAAGAUGGAUAUUUGUGCAGCCUCGUGUGCAGUCUGUCACCACUUGUGAAAGUGCAGAGCAACGUUCAGUGUCAUUUCUUUUAAAAUCAAUAAAAGUUGCACUGUU
Molecule: messenger RNA, 4947 nt
Organism: Melanotaenia boesemani (Boeseman's rainbowfish)
Lineage: Eukaryota; Metazoa; Chordata; Actinopteri; Atheriniformes; Melanotaeniidae
Gene: snx1a
Product: sorting nexin 1a
Exons: 15
Coding region: 56-2392 (778 amino acids)
Biological process (GO): early endosome to Golgi transport; intracellular protein transport
Cellular component (GO): endosome; endosome membrane
Molecular function (GO): phosphatidylinositol binding
Source: RefSeq, a predicted model, not a curated record